GGGUUAGCAGCCUGGCUGGCCGUAGUACGUUUGUCUUCCUUCUUGUUGUUCCAGGUGUCCAGAUAAUGGUCUGCUAAUGCUUGAACCAAGUCGCAACAAUACGCACGCAUGUGUAUGUGUGUAUGCAGAAAUCAUUCUCCUUCUCUUUGGCUUAUGUGCUGUUGAUUUUUGGAGGUCAGUAUGUCAUGAAGGAGCGGAGAGGCUACAACCUACGCAUGCCACUAGCCCUGUGGUCCUUCAGCUUGGCCUUGUUCAGUAUCCUUGGUAUUAUGAGGACUGGGGAGUACAUGAGAUUCCGCCUCUCCACCAGUGGAUUUAAGCAGUCAGUGUGUGAUCGAGGCUUCUAUACCGGUCCCAUCUGCAAGUUCUGGGCAUUUUUGUUUGUCAUGAGCAAAGUCCUGGAAUUGGGUGAUACUGUGUUCAUUGUUCUCCGGAAACAAAAGCUCCUGUUCCUACACUGGUACCACCACAUUACGGUGUUGAUGUACUCCUGGUAUGCAUAUAAGGACAUGGUGGCUGGUGGUGGCUGGUUCAUGACCAUGAAUUACGGUGUCCAUGCCUUCAUGUACUCUUACUACACAGUGCGGGCAGCAGGCCUGAAGGUGCCCCGCUCACUGGCCAUGGUGAUCACCUUCACACAGAUCCUGCAGAUGGUGAUGGGCACCACUGUGACCAUCUUGGCUUACUCCUGGAUGCAGGAUGAAAACUGCUACACCUCUUGGAGACAGAUCUUCUGGUCAGCCAUGAUGUACCUCAGCUACCUGGUGCUUUUCUGCCAGUUCUUCCGUGAGGCGUAUUUUAGGGGGAGGGGCAAGACAAAAGGGGAUUAAAGUUGGGGUCGUGGCGGGUUGUAGCUGUGGGUUUGGGGACUCUUACUUCCUUUCUGUGGUUCACUGAGAGUUGGGAAGUCUUGAGGGGGUGGGAGGAAGCUGCUCACUAAAAACAUCUGCUGUUGGAGUCUUAGAAGACCCUGGUGUUUACCUCUGUGGGGGAGCUGUUCAUCUGGCUAUCUAGUCGAAGGUUGAGUGCUGGGGAUGGUUUGGGAAGAGGCCAGCAAUAGUAGGGGAAAGCUGGAAGAGGGGUGUUGAGAACCCUUAAUUGUGACAUUUUUCAGGUUGUCUCCCCUUGGCUCCCAUCCUUCUGGGUCCCAGUCUUUCCCUUGCAGGAUUCCAGUCUUCUGUCCUGUUCUAGGAGGAAAAUCUUUCCUAGGGGAGAGGAGUCUGCUCCCUCCAGGGGGUGGUUUCAUGGAAAGGGAUGGUAGUGAAUAUGCUGAGCCUGUUGCACAGUUGCUGUCUGGCAGUUCUGCAGCCAGAAGUCAGCUCCUGUUGCCAGUACGAGGAAGCCCCUUUCUGCUCACCAGCUUGUUGGUGCUGGCGGUUGCUGUACGAGGCAGGAGCAGUGGUUGCAUUUAAAUAGGAAAUAUUCCCAUUUCCUCCAGUCCUGUAAUCUGUCUCCUGCCAUGGAGUAGGGUUGGGGCAACCACUAAUAUCUUGGUCCCCCUGUCUGAUUUAAAGGCUUGGGGGAGCUUGAACUACUGACCUCAAGGCUUUCCUUCUCACUCCAGCAAGCUGGUUUGGUUCAGCAUUUGCUUUUCCUCCUAAAUGACAUGAAGGACCACAUUUCCUCCUGGGUUAAUAGUCCCACUGGGAUGAGGGGACUCUCUCCAGGUGAUCCAGUGCUUAUCUAAACUCCUUCUGCAGGGGCAAAUGAAGAUCCCACUCCAUCUCCCAUAUGCUACCAGUGGGAGGGGGGUGGAAUAUGAAAAGCCCAGCAUCUGCUACAAAAAGCCAGAGUCCAAAGCAAUUAGCUCAGAAAUUGACCUUACCCCCAUGAUGGUAUUGUUUAAGUCCUCAUAAAAUUCUCUUACUUGUGCUCACAACAGCACAAAUGCCCAUGCCUGGUGUUCUGGUUUAGACAGAGCCUCUCAGAUAUGUACUACAAGAAAGUAACAUUUUUCCCUUCCUUGACCUGGUGAUUACCUCUGCUUUGAAACAGAGGAUGGCCAGAGACUGUGGCAUGCUGGACUGUGCUCUUGGAGCCCUUAUUAAGGCCUCCCUGAGAUUGGAGGGGUGUUCCAUGAGUCACCUUUGGGUCAAUGUGCACUGGCUGCACUUUAAAAUACUGCUGGCUGUUUUAAUCUAUGAGGAACCUCUCGGGUUUGGAUGAUGGCAGGGCUACUGAUAUAUCUCGUCAGUGGCAGGAACUUCAAAUUUACUCACUCGCUGUGUGAGAGACUUGAGGAUAGGACAAGGAACAAGGCAUUUGGACACAGGUAGCUUAUGGGGCCUUGGGCAAGUUGCUUCAUCUCUCUGUGCAUCAGCUCUGCACCUUUAAAUGGGGAUGGGUCAGCCCUCCCUCCCAGAAGGGUGGAGAUAUAAAACUGAAGAUGAAUGUGAUGUAAAACCAGGUCACUGCAACCUGGCCUGCCCUGUUUCUUUCUUCUAGGGGCUUCAUCUUCCAAGCAAAGCAGCUGUGAAAUGCAGGAGGCGGCUGUGCAGGUGCAGAAAAGUCUUACCAUGUUCCCGGACAGGGCUGAAACCAAGGGAGCACUUGGCUUCAGCCAAGGGAGGGCAAAGCCAGGGAGCACUUGCUCUGUUUUGCAUUCCUUUAGUUAAUUUGUGUAACAUUUAAAUCUUGCCUCUUCCUCCUAAAAGCCAGAGUGGUGAAGCCCCUUUUCCUUAUGCCACACGCCCCCUCUGUAACCAAAGGUAACCAGAGUCUGUACCCUUGUACAAAAAAAGAUAACGUAAGUGUGGAAGGGCACUAAUUUCAUUUGCACAAGCAGGGCAACAAACCAGGAACCUGGGCCCUCCCCAGGCUUAAGCUGCUGUUUUAAAUGACGAAAUCAGCUUGCUAAUGCUUCCUCCUUUCUUGGCAACUUCUGCUGAUUAAGCCUAGACUGAGGCAAUGUAGCCUUUCCCGGCUGAAUAGCCAAAGCUAAGGUCACCCCAUACUGAUCUCAGCAGUUUAAACAUGUAUACUAUGGAUCAGUCUGGAACAGUGGUGCCCAACCUUUUCAUCCUGUGUGCUAGAUGAGUGGAGUGGGGUGGGGCUGGUCCACAUGCCAGGAUCAGACCCUGGGGCUGGCACCACCCCCUCCCAGUGCUCCACAUGGCAGGAUUGGGGCCUGUGGCCCUGCACACUGAGAUUGGGGCUCCUUAUGGUUCUGGAAAUUUGGUGGCAGGGGAGCAGUGCUGCUAUGGCCGUGCCACCAAAUUUCUGAAACUAUGGGGAGCCCUGGGGGCUGGAUGAUGCAGGGCUGCAGGCUGGAUUUGGUCACAGGCCAGAGGUUGAGUACUCCUGGUUUAGUAGCAACUGCAACUAAGAGGCUUGUCCUGCAAUCUCACCCUGCACUCCCUCCCCCUUCCCUGGUGCUAAAAGGCCUAUCCACCCAGAUGGAGCUCUCAGCUGCUAACAUGGAGGUGCAGUUAUUUGUUGCAGAGGUCUGCUGCCAGGUGCAAACUGGAUGGCCAUUGAGCAGGAAGUGAAUGCAAUGCUAAUUCAUUUUUUUUCCCAUGAAAUAACCCAUUUAAUUUACCAGAUGCUACCUGCAACCUGCCUCAGCAGCAUUCUGUAGAACACAGGUCUAGCCCACCCCAGAUUGUACAGGGCUGUGCACACGGUUUGAGAGCUGCUGUUGGAAGUUAAAGGUGAGGAAGAAACAGUGUCUGCGUCUUGCAGGUUUGCUACAGCUGGGAUUUGCAAAGCAGCCACUAGACAACAAAAAGCAAAGUUCUGUGGACCAGAUGUAUGUACUACUGGAAGCACAUCUGAAACAGUCACUAUGUGAUGUAUAAAUUUGGUUAAUA
This is a messenger RNA of Alligator sinensis (Chinese alligator), 3809 nucleotides long. RefSeq names its product ELOVL fatty acid elongase 3 (gene ELOVL3). The coding region runs from base 123 to 830 and encodes 235 amino acids. Gene Ontology annotation, cellular component: endoplasmic reticulum membrane. The transcript is spliced from 4 exons. The record is from RefSeq and is a predicted model, not a curated record. Gene Ontology annotation, molecular function: fatty acid elongase activity. Gene Ontology annotation, biological process: very long-chain fatty acid biosynthetic process; fatty acid elongation, monounsaturated fatty acid; sphingolipid biosynthetic process. Lineage: Eukaryota; Metazoa; Chordata; Crocodylia; Alligatoridae.